Molecule: messenger RNA, 2187 nt
Organism: Spea bombifrons (plains spadefoot toad)
Lineage: Eukaryota; Metazoa; Chordata; Amphibia; Anura; Pelobatidae
Gene: FAM151A
Product: family with sequence similarity 151 member A
Exons: 8
Coding region: 123-1862 (579 amino acids)
Source: RefSeq, a predicted model, not a curated record
GAAAUAAAGGGUGCGGAGUCACGGUGGUCAACCAAAUCAGCAGAAACUUUUAGAAGCCUUCUAAAGCCAAAGUGUUCUGGAGACGGCAGAGAGCGGAUGCUGCUGUGAGAAACCCUUCCACGAUGAAGAGGUGCUCUGUGUCUGAUCUCAGGACAGUGGCUGGGGUGUGCGUGUUCCUGGGGGUCUGCAUCGCAAUAGCUGUGCUGUGUCUGACCUUGGGUAGACCUCUUAAAGACCCCGAAACUCAUUCCCACACUGGGGGAGACAUGCUGGAAUAUAUGAUGUCCCAAGGGAAGAUCAGCUCCAAGGAUGGGCUUCUGGUGACCUGGAGUCAUGGGGCCAACAGCAAGAGUCAGAUGGAAGCAGCACUAAAGAGUGACAUCAUGGUUCUAGAAGCUGAUGUGAAUGUUCAAGGAUACGGAACCGUUAAUCAAACAAACAUCCCCAUCAUGGCUCAUCCGCCGGAUGUUUAUAGUGACAACACGCUUUAUGAAUGGCUCGACGCAGUUGUUGAUUCUUCAAAAGGUAUCAAGCUGGAUUUUAAAAGCAUUGAAGCUGUGAGCCCAUCCCUUGAUAUAUUACAUGCCAAGGCCACCAACGUGAAGAUUAAACAGCCUGUGUGGCUGAAUGCAGACAUCUUGAUUGGGCCUAACGUCAACCACAAUAUAGCGGUCAAUGCAACUCGGUUUCUGGCAUUAGUUCAAGAGAAGUUCCCAGAUGUCACCAUUUCCCCAGGUUGGGUGACCCUCUACCUGCCUCCUUUGAUCUCAAACCGGACCUACACAUGGGAAAUGAUCCAGCAGAUGUACAAUGUAGUGAAAUCUGUGCCCCAGAGGGUAACUUUCCCAGCACGAGCCGUUCUAACCCGCUCGGCAUGGCCUCACUUUAACUGGCUUCUGCAGCAGUCUGACCGGUACACCCUCACAUUGUGGCAGGGGAGUUCUGACCCCCUCACCUUGGAGGAUCUUUUGUUCAUUCGAAGCAGCAGUCACCCUGAGCAGAUCUAUUACGAUAUUUACGAUCCUCUGUUAUCUGAGUUCAAAGAAAUUGCUUUAAAUCCAAACAGGAGGUCUCGGUUUUAUUCUGGGGGCAGCUUGCAGUUGUAUUUCCACCCUGAGGAUGAUGAUGGAUUACUGGUGAAAUGGUUUGAUGCUGAAGAUAACGUCACAUCCCUUCGCGGCUUUUUGGAUAAUAACUCUGGCAUGCUUACAUUCUAUGUUGAGAUGCAGGAAAUAAAUUCCAACCUCAUCCCGGUGGUGGUCUUGUCUGCGUCGUCUUCCGUGCUCCCUUUGGAAGAUGGUCUAAAGUUACUCUCUGCUACCUCCAACCCUUGGGGAGUUUACUUGAAAAUAAAAGAUCGCAGGUCCCUCAAUGAGACUCUCAGUGCACUGAGACGGCAGUACGAUCAAAGAGCACUCUAUUUCCCGGUGUGGAUUAGCAUGGAUGUAUCUUAUGGAAGCUUCAGUACUCCUGGAUAUAUACAAGGCAAAGACUUCAUCGGUAGCAUUAAUGCCAUCUUCCCCUAUGUUACAAUUGCUCCCAGCUGGCCUGCGGAGGUGCUGGUUGAGGGCUACACUGAUGUGAUGGUGAAGGACAUGAUAAAGCUAUGUGAGGGUCUCUGGCAAGAGGUGUCCUUUCAGGUCCAAGCAGUAGCCUUGGAAGAGUCCUGGCUGAACGUGGUAAAAGUCAUGAAGGUCUCUCCAAUGUAUUCCCUAACCAUACAGCAUGACUUUCAACACGGAUCCUUCAUGAGCGGAUACAAGGGGCUGAUGGCGAUCAGAUCACACUCAGAAAAGAACGUCUACUACAAACUGCCUCGGGAUUACCGGUACUUACUUCUAACCAGCAUCUAUACGUCAUAGAAAGAAAUGACUACCUACAUCUUUUAAGGACAUAGCCUAUUGGUAAUAUUUGUAUAAGGGUCCCAUCUGUACUGUAGUACUGGGGGAUGCACGACAACCCGCUAGGAAUUAUGUAAUGUUAACAACGUGUUUCACAACCCAGAUAAUCAGCUCUUUUGUUGCCGUUGAUUUAAAGCUAGAUAGAUACUUGUAUUUGCGUUUUCCGUAACAAGAUACUUAGUGAUGCAGAUUUAUGCUUCGUUUGAAGAAGGGCUGGAAUCUUAGAAUCCAAAUGUAUAUUGAAGUUAAAUAAUUCUAAUAAAAAAUGUUGUGUCUGUAUACGGAA